Messenger RNA from Helianthus annuus (common sunflower), 621 nucleotides. RefSeq names its product 2S seed storage protein-like. Gene Ontology annotation, molecular function: nutrient reservoir activity. The record is from RefSeq and is a predicted model, not a curated record. Lineage: Eukaryota; Viridiplantae; Streptophyta; Magnoliopsida; Asterales; Asteraceae. The transcript has a single exon. Bases 10 to 465 code for a protein of 151 amino acids.
ACAACCACAAUGGCAAAACUUAUAACACUUGUUGUACUCGCUAUCUUAGCAUUUGUUGAGGUUUCUGUUUCUGGUUACAAAACCUCUAUCUCCACCAUCACCAUAGAGGACAAUGGCAGGUGUACUAAGUCGAUUCCCCCGAUUUGUUUUCCCGAUGGCCUGGACAACCCCCGAGGCUGCCAGAUUCGGAUCCAGCAGCUGAACCACUGCCAGAUGCACCUCACCUCUUUCGAUUACAAGCUCAGGAUGGCGGUGGAGAACCCGAAACAACAACAACACCUUAGUCUGUGCUGCAACCAGCUACAAGAAGUGGAGAAGCAAUGUCAGUGUGAGGCGAUCAAACAGGUGGUGGAACAAGCUCAAAAGCAGCUGCAGCAAGGUCAAGGUGGACAGCAGCAGGUGCAACAGAUGGUGAAGAAGGCUCAGAUGCUCCCCAACCAAUGCAACUUGCAAUGCUCGAUCUGAUCAGUCACAAGCAAGCACUAGUGUUUGUUUGAGUUUGAAUGUAUGCAUGCAUGUAAUAUAUAAUAAUAAUGCAUGAUCGCUCUUUGGCUUGAGAUGGGAAGCCGCUUUUCUCUGCAUAAUAAGAACACACACUCGUGUGAAUGUGUAUCAACCGUA